AUGAAGACUUCCACUUUGGUGGCUGCCACCGCCGGCACCGUUUUGACCGGUCUUUUGGCCUACGCCGUGUACUUUGAUCACAAGAGACAGACCGAUCCGGAGUUCCGGAAAGCUUUGAAGAAGAACAACCGUCGGAUGGCCCGGGCUGUCAAGGAAGAGGCCGAGGCCAUCGGUGCCCAACAGCGCGAGCAGAUCAAGAAGGCCGUGCAGCAGGCCAAGGAUGAGGGUUUCCCGACUGACCUGGAGGAGAAGGAGGCCUACUUUAUGGGUCAAGUUGCCCGGGGAGAGUCUUUGUGUGCGGAGGGAUCAGACAACGUCGAAGCCGCUCUCUGCUUCUACAAGGCCCUCAAGGUCUACCCCCAGCCUAAGGACCUGAUCUCGAUAUACGACAAGACUGUUCCCAAGGACGUGUUGGAGCUUCUCGCCGAGAUGGUGGCUAUGGAUGCUGGCUUGAAGUUGGGCACUUUCACUGGCGAAGGUGGCAGCGCUGAUAGCGGCGCUGGUGUUGAUGAGUAA
Messenger RNA from Aspergillus chevalieri, 516 nucleotides. Its product is annotated as TOM complex receptor protein TOM20. Bases 1 to 516 code for a protein of 171 amino acids. The transcript has 3 exons. Gene Ontology annotation, cellular component: mitochondrial outer membrane translocase complex; mitochondrial outer membrane. The record is from RefSeq and is a predicted model, not a curated record. Lineage: Eukaryota; Fungi; Ascomycota; Eurotiomycetes; Eurotiales; Aspergillaceae. Gene Ontology annotation, biological process: tRNA import into mitochondrion; protein import into mitochondrial matrix; protein targeting. Gene Ontology annotation, molecular function: transmembrane protein transporter activity.